GGGGUGCUGCCCCCCUGGGUGUCGGUGUCGCUGCGCGGGGCCGGGGCCGGAGCGGGAUCGGGAUCGGGGUUGGGAUCGGGAUCGGGAUCCGGAUCGGGGCCGCCGCUGCCAUGAAGGACGUGCCGGGCUUCCUGCAGCAGAGCCAGAGCUCGGGGCCGGGGCAGGCCGCCGUGUGGCACCGCCUGGAGGAGCUCUACAACAAGAAGCUGUGGCACCAGCUGACGCUGCAGGUCUUGGACUUCGUGCAGGACCCGUGCUUCGCCCAGGGAGAUGGGCUCAUCAAGCUUUAUGAGAACUUCAUCAGUGAGUUUGAACACAGGGUGAAUCCCUUGUCCCUCGUAGAGAUCAUCCUUCAUGUAGUGAGGCAGAUGACAGAUCCCACGGUGGCCCUUACUUUUUUGGAGAAGACUCGAGAAAAGGUAAAAAGCAGCGAUGAAGCUGUCAUUCUGUGUAAAACGGCCAUUGGGGCCCUGAAGCUGAACAUUGGAGACCUGCAGGUCACAAAGGAGACCAUCGAGGAGGUUGAGGAGAUGCUGAACAAUCUCCCCGGGGUGACUUCAGUUCACAGCCGCUUCUACGACCUUUCCAGCAAGUACUACCAGACGAUUGGGAACCACGCCUCCUACUACAAGGAUGCUCUGCGCUUCCUGGGAUGCAUCGAUGUUAAAGAUCUGCCAGUGUCAGAGCAGCAGGAGAGAGCCUUUACCCUGGGGCUGGCAGGGCUCCUGGGAGAAGGUGUUUAUAACUUUGGGGAGCUGCUCAUGCACCCUGUUCUGGAGUCCCUGAGGAACACUGACAGGCAGUGGCUAAUUGAUACACUUUAUGCCUUCAACAGUGGUAAUGUGGAGACGUUUCAGGCUUUGAAGUCAGCAUGGGGGCAGCAGCCAGAUCUGGCCGCAAAUGAAGCACUUCUGCUGCAGAAGAUUCAACUUUUAUGUCUUAUGGAGAUGACUUUCACCCGACCAGCCAAUCACAGGCAACUCACUUUUGAAGAGAUUGCUAAGAGUGCCAAAGUGACUGUGAAUGAGGUGGAACUGCUGGUGAUGAAGGCGCUGUCAGUAGGCUUGGUAAAGGGCAGUAUUGAUGAAGUGGAUAAGAGGGUGCACAUGACGUGGGUGCAGCCACGUGUGCUGGAUUUACAGCAGAUCAAAGGGAUGAAAGAUCGCCUGGAGUUCUGGUGCACAGAUGUGAGGAGCAUGGAGAUGCUGGUGGAGCACCAAGCCCACGACAUCCUGACAUAGAAACCCUUGCACUACCCUGGGACAGUAACUUCUGCUGCUGCUGCUAGCAGCACUCAGACCACUGACUCUGUACUGAAUUAUAUGGAAGGGGGGUGGGUGGGCGGGCAGAGGGGAGAGCAGCUUUCUGAUGCUUGGUCGGAGGAGUAAGUGGCCUUUUGCAGUGUAACCCUUUGGUGCUUGGAGUCAAGAUUUCCCUACGCGCUACCAUUAGUGGCACUGACCGUGGGAGCUCCCGUCCUGCUCUCGUAAAAAAGUGGCCACGGGCUCCACAGUGGUUUAUUUAUCAGUUUUGCUAUCAGGCUGUUGCUGGGAGGAUGAUGCUGGUUGCAUGUUACGGGGGUGGAGGUUAUUUGCCUGGUAAAGGGGUAGCAGAAGCUCCUCUAUUAAAGCGUGCUAGAGAGGUGCCUGAUCACUGUAUGUGGUAUUACGUAGUGGUACUGGCCUUAGGAGGGCGUGACCUUCCCUCAUAUCCUCUCCCUCUGUGCCCCUGCAGCAGCCCCAAGGCAGCAUUGCUGAAAUCAUCUUUCUCUUUUUGCCCCCCUUCUCCACAACCCCUCCUCCUCAUUUGCAGUAGAGGGAGUGUUUACUCCAUCAAAGGGUUUUUUCCAGGAUUGCCGUUCAGUGGAUUUGGUUUUAUAUACUUCUGGGGGUUGUUGUCUUUUAUGAACACUUUGUGCUAAAGCGAGUUGCAGCAGUAUUGCUGGAAUAAAUGUCUCUGCCUUCCCUUUUCUUGUA
This is a messenger RNA of Anas platyrhynchos (mallard), 1976 nucleotides long. It is a transcript of the gene PSMD13, whose product is annotated as proteasome 26S subunit, non-ATPase 13. Gene Ontology annotation, cellular component: proteasome regulatory particle, lid subcomplex; cytosol; nucleus. The record is from RefSeq and is a predicted model, not a curated record. Gene Ontology annotation, biological process: ubiquitin-dependent protein catabolic process. Gene Ontology annotation, molecular function: structural molecule activity. Lineage: Eukaryota; Metazoa; Chordata; Aves; Anseriformes; Anatidae.